This is a messenger RNA of Fonticula alba, 7742 nucleotides long. RefSeq lists its product as hypothetical. Lineage: Eukaryota; Rotosphaerida; Fonticulaceae. Bases 88 to 7701 code for a protein of 2537 amino acids. Gene Ontology annotation, molecular function: syntaxin binding. The transcript is spliced from 4 exons. Gene Ontology annotation, biological process: Golgi to vacuole transport; retrograde transport, endosome to Golgi. Gene Ontology annotation, cellular component: GARP complex. The record is from RefSeq and is a predicted model, not a curated record.
CCGCCCCCCAUCCCCAUUUCCCCUCCCCUGCUUCGACCAGGCUCGCUCUGCCCCGAUUGAUCGCCCUCCCCCGCGGCGCCCCUCAAAAUGAGCACCACACAGGGCCUCGGCUCGGUGCAGCUGCCCGACGAUACGGCGGCCUACCUGCUGGCGGUGAAGAUCAUCGGCGACUUCGCCCGGACAGCUGGCCCGCUGCGGCUGGUGACCACCGGCUCCACGCGGCCCUCGGCCGAAGAGUGGUUCACCCAGUCGUGGCGUCCGUCGGACCCCGUGGCACAGGCCGACUCGCCGGGAGCCACGGUAGCCGCGGCGGCCGCCGCGUCUUCCGCCUCCUCGGUGGGCGAGCGCCAGCAGUUGGCCCUCGGCGCCGGCACGGUCCAUGCCAUCGAGCUGGCGGUGUCGCGCGCUUGUCGGGCCUCCUUCUCGGCGGCGGCCCGGCGGCACCUGGCCCGGCGGGCGUUGGAGACCGCCGAGCGCCUCUACUCGCCGGUGGCCUCCUCCCCCGGCGACCGGGGUCACCUGCUGCAUGGGAUUGCCCUGGCGCAUAUCAGCUCUCGCACGGCCCAGGUCCUGGCGGUCCUGGAUGACGCGGUCACCGAAGCGGCCGCCAGCGAAGUGGGCAUCACGCCCGCCGGGCUCGGCACGACUGCCGGGCCCACCCCCAGCACGAAGGCCCCGCCCAAUGACCCGGCCGAUGGGCCGCAGGCCUGCCGCCUGUCGGCUGCCACGCCCGCCCUGCUGGACGGCGUGCUGGAAAGCGCGGCCAGCGUCUCGGACUUCACCAUUCGCGCGCUGCUGGAGGAGGCCCUGCGCGAGGUGGACCGGUCGCUGAAUCUCGAGCCCCUCCCCCUUCGCGGGGACGAUCAGGGCCCCGGCGGAGCCGGCCAUCUAUCAAGCACCCCCGGGUCGAUGAGCAACUCGCCGAGUCGCUCGUCCCUCAGCUCCUUCUCACGCAGCGGCAGCUCCUCCACAUUGAUGAUGGCCGCUGCCGGGUCGACCAAGAUCAUGAGCGCGGCCUCGUCCCUCGGAGGGUCCAUGGGGCGCGCCGCGCGCGCGGCCAUUGCCUCGCCCCUGAGGCCCAUUCGUGCGGGGUUCUCCUCGCGCUCCGGGCCCGGCACCGAGUCGGCCCCCACGUCGCCCACCGAGGCGGCGGCCGCCGCCGCCUCGGACUUUGGGCCCGGGGCGCAGCUGAGCCACGACUUCGGCCUGAUGGACCGCACGGCCGGGGAGUCGGCCUCGGCCGACGCGCGCGUUUGCCGGGUGGUGGCCCUCUUGAACAACUUGGCCGUCAUCGUGGCCUCCACCUCCGGCCAGGCCGACUGGCUGACCACGGCCUCAGAUCCGCGACGCUCCUCGCGCUGGGUCCGCCGGCUCCUCAUGCUGCCGGUAUCGACCGGCGACAUGGGCGAUGCGCCCGGCAGCGAUGUCGCCCCGCACACGUCCGCCCCCCCGACGCCGGCCCCAUCCACGGGCAGCAUGUACUGCCCACCGGCGGCGGCCCUCGGCCUCUGGCAGCGUGCCCGUGCCAUGGCCCGGUCCCAGGUGUCCAGUCCGGCCCUCUCGGCCUGGCUGACAGCCUCCCUGGACAAUAACAUGCAGUUCUUGUCCCAGCAGUCGCCCUACCUUUGGGCCGGGGCAGCCGGCCGGGCGGACGCCCUGCCGGCCGGCCUGCGCGCGCGUCUCCUCCCCCUGGAGGGGUCCCCCGAUCACUCGGCCCUGCGGGCGUGCUAUCACCGGCUGCGACAGCUGGCGCGUGCCGCCCCGCGCGACCUUCUCGGCCCAGUGGCCGAGGAGGCCCUGCUCGGUGAUGGGGCCCCCGCCGAGGGCCAAUCCACAUCCGGCUUCCGGUGGCUGGGGGCUCGCUUCAGUCGCCUGUGCCGGGCUCUGGGGACGUCCCCGACCACGGCCCUGUUUGUCGGCUGCGCGCCGGCCAUCGAUGUGAAUGGCAUCGGCCUGGGUCAGCUGCUGUGUCACUUUGAAUUGGGCCUGGUGGCCUGUCUGCUGGGGGAGGAUCUCCUCCUGGGCCUGGACCACCUGGCCGUGUGCCUCCUGCGGCUGGGGGACUUUGCGGCUGGGCUGCUGCAUGCGCCGCCGACAUUGCGCGAUGCCCCGGCCCCGGUCGGGGCACAUGCCGCCGCCGAGGCCGCCCUGCUGGGCGGUCAUGCCGGGGCGUCCUUCCCCGGGGCCGGGACCGGGCGCCGGUGGCUGUCGGCCGUGCGCAUCCUCGGCCACCGGGCCUAUGCCGCGGCGUCCGGCCUGGCGGCCACCGAUGUCUCCUCGCAAAAUUUCCAAACCCCCACCGGUCCGGGCUUGCAUCCGGAAUUCGCCGGGCUUUGGACCGGACCCUGGGCCGUGGCCCGUCGUGUGCACCUUGCCCGGGCGGCGGUGCUGGCCGCGCCGGGGCUCUUUGCCCCGGAGCAGCAGCCCCCUUCGCCGGGGCCCCAGUCGGGCCACCACCCGCCGGCCGGCCAGCAGCUCUACCACCCCUCGGGGCCUGGGUCACGUUCUGGGGGGGGCUCCCUGCGCGAUGAAAUCCGCGCCCUCUUCGAUGCAGAUGCCCCCCUCAGCCCGCUGGCCCUGGCGGAGCUGCUUCAUGAUCUGGCCGUGUCCAGCUGGGGCCCCGACCUGGCCACCUGCUGGAGCCAACUCCACUCCGGCGGGUCCGAUGGCAAUCCCGCGCCCGGGGGAACUCCCGGCGCCGGCGGCGCGACCGCCUGGCUGGGGCCCCUCCUGGCCCGGGCUCGAGCCGCGCACAUCCUCGCCCCGGCGGCCAUGGUCUUUUUGGGGAUCAUUCCGGCCGCGUCCCUGGAGGCCGUAUGGACGCGGGCCGAUUCCGGCUUGGCCACGGCUGGAGCCACGACGGCGGUGGCGAACCCCCGCGCGGCGGCGGCCGCCACGGGGCUCACCCUUCCCGGGGCCGGGUCUCGCGGCGGGCUGCCCGCUCGGGCUGGGGAUUUGCCCGACGGCGGGGUGACCAUGCUCGAUGCCCUGCGUGCAUCGGCCGCCGUGGCCCGGUCGCUUGCCGGGCCCGGCAUGGCGCCCGGGGCCGGAUCUCUCCUUCUGGGGCCCGGGUCCGGGCCCUUCGGCAAGCGGUCCAGCCGCGCGCAGCGGCCGCUGCCCACCCAAGUCCAGGCGGCCCUGCUGCCCCUGUCGCAUCUGCCCAUGUGGUCAUCGUCCAUGAUCAUCGGCCGGAACAGCAUCUCCGCGGCUGUGGCCGCCCCCGGCGUGCAAAUUGCCCAACUCAUGGCCGAGCAGCAGGGGCUCCUCUCGCCGGAUGGCACGGCCCCUGGCACUUCCUCGGGUGCCGGGGCCGCAUCCGGCCCCGGGUCCGGCCCCGGUGCCAGCAGCAGCAACCUCCUGUCCACGGUGGCUUCGGUCGCCGGGGCGGCGGCCAUGAGCGCCGCCAGCCAGGCAGCCUCCUAUGUUUUGGCCCAGGCCACCGGAGUGGUGUACGAUGCGGACAUCGCCGCGGCCAGCAGCACGGUGUACAUUGACCCGGAAUUGAGCAAGUUCUGCACACUGCUGCCGGCGCAUCGGGCACAGGCGGCGUUGCCGCCGCCGCGCGGCCCGGCCGCCGGAGCCGAGCCCCUGGCAUCGAUCGAUGUCAGCCCGGCCUCUCGGCGGGCGGCUGCCCCCGGCGGGGGCCCGGGCUCCGGGCCGAUGUCCCCCGCGCCCUCGUCGGCCGUCGGGGCCCUGCUCUCCCCCGGGGCGGCGCGCAUCUUCCAAAGUGAUGAGGAUCUCCAAUUUCUAUGGGCCCCGGAUGCCGAGGUCCCCGGGCCGGGUGGCCUCCCGGAUGGGGACCAUGCCGCCGCCAUGGUGGACAUGGAGGUCCCCCUCGACGCGGCCAUGGUGGCCGGGCUCUUCGAGCAGGUGGUCGAGCGGGCACUGACCGCGCGGCCCAUCCUGUCCAGCGGGCUGGCCGUCGAUGGGUAUCGCAUUCGCUUUGCCGAGGACGCGGAAGUCCGGGCGCCGGGGUAUGCCCUGGCCGAGGCGGCCGUGGCCCUGACGCGGGAGACCCUGUGCGCGCGUGCCGGCACAUCGGGCGACAUGCUCUCCCCGGGCGGCUCGGCCGGGGUGGACGUCACGCCGGCCCUCUCCUCGGUGGAUUUGGCCCGGCUGGGCGUGUCACUGGCCGACAUCCCGGAGAUCUUCUUCGCCGAGGACUUCGACCUGACCGACCCCGACACCUUCAACCAGAUCCUCACCCUGCUCGGGGUUGACGACCUGUGGGAGCCGGUGGAUGCCGAUGCCCCGGCCUCCGGGCCGCUGUCCGGGCGCUUCGCCACCCCGGCCCCCAGCAACUCCACCCUCUCGGCCUAUGUGGCCCGGACGCCGCGUGCAUUGGAUUCAUGCACCCUGGAGGAUAUGACCCUGCCGGUGGGGCUGGGCCUGUUGCAUGGGCGCCUUCGUGGCCAUUUGCGCACGGUGGAUGCCAUGCUGACGGUGGCCCUGUGCCGGCAUGAGGGCGCCCUCAGCCAUGCGGCCUUCCACCCGGAGGGGCAUCUGGCCAGCGUGCAAGUGGAGCUGGAGGCGGCCACCGGGGCCCUGACUCGUGCGCAGCGGCAGCUGGCCCAGGCCCGGUCGGUGACCAUCACCGCGCCGGAGCAGACGCUGGCCCUGGCCGCCCGGCGGUCGGUCUCGGCACAAACCCUGCGCCUGGCCCAUGCGGCGGGCUUCCUCCGUGCCCUGGCCGCCUUCGCGCGGGGCGCCCUGGCGGAUGGGGCCUUCGAGCUGGCUCGCCUGGCUCUGUCCUACGCCGACCAAGUCCUGCGCACCAGCAAUGUCUUCAUCCCCGGCCAGGAGAAGGUGCUCUUCCUGCUGCUGGAGUCGCUGGCUGCCAGUGCCACCCCCGGCGCCGGCAGCAUCUCUCCCACCGCCAGUCUCGUGCCUUUGGCCGAUCCGAAAUUGACCGGACGCCUGCGCGAGCUGACCGCCUUCGCCGACGACGACUUGAACCUUUCGGCCGUGGCUCCCCGAGCCUCGACCAGCGGCUCGCCGGCCACUCGCCACCCUCAACCACUCACCCGGUCCCAGAUGGCCGAGCUCUUCCCGGAGCUGGCCUGCGUCCGAGACAUCACCGCGGACCUGGGCGAGCGUCGCGAGGAACUUGAGGCGGCUCUCGGCCAGCAGCUCCGCAGUUACAUCUGCAGCUUGGUGCUUGAGACCGACGCCUCCCUGCCCGGGUCGGUGGACCUCUUGCAGCAGGAGCGCUUCGCCCCGCCGACGGACAGCUCGGCUCGCCUGGGCGCCGAGCUGCGCUUCACCAGCCGCUGUCCACUGCAUGUGACCGAACUCUUCGAGACGGCCGCGCACCAGGACCGCGAGCGGGGCGUCUUCUCGCAGCAGCUGACCGACCGCAGCAUCGCGGCCGGCAGUGUCGGCGUCAUUGCCGACUGCUUGGUUUCCUUCUCCAAGCUCUUCCGCCGGUCGCUCACGGCCGACGCGCGGCAGAUCAUCGCCCGGCACUUGACGCGCAUCAGCCAGGAGGAUGCCCUGGAGCAAAGCCCCCCCCUCGGAGCCGGACCCGGAGCCGGGGCCCAUGGCGGGGGGGUGGCCGACCCGGCGGACGCCGCGCUGGAGGCCGGCUUCUCGGCCACCAUGGCCGAUCGGCUGAAGGACGCCACGGAUGCCACCUUUCUGGACAUCCUGGCCGAGACCCUUGGCCGGCUUGCGGCCGCCGUGGAGCGCAUGUUCCUCGGGCACCUGUUCUUCGUGCGUGCGGCCGCCCUGCACCUUGGCUACGACGAGGCCCGGGUAGACCGUCCUCUGCAUUUGCGUGAGAGCCUGCUGGCCGAGGGGGGGACCCCCGGCUCGGAGCCGGCCCCGGUGGCCUGGUCACCGGCAUCCACGGCACAGGCCCUCCUCCGGCAGGCGCCCGGUUUGACGGCCGACCCGCUGACCAACAGCUGGGUCGACCGGUCCCUGAGCCUGACCCUGGGGGCUCUCGAUGCGGCGGUGUCGCGGGCGCUGCAGCUUCUGCAGCUCCGCCAGGCGGCCCUUCAGCGCCGGGCAGUUUCCUCCCUCGGGGACUUCUUCCGGCAGCACCGACUGGUGGCCAACUUUUGCGACCGACUUUUGUGGCUGUCAUCGGCCCCGGGCGAUGUCACGGCCGAUGGGCCGGCCCCGUCCGGCACGCUGGUCCCGGCCCCGGCGGCCUUGGUGUCCACCAACCGCCUGCGUGCGGCCCUCAGUGCCCAUGAGCGCCUGCACUUUCAGAAUAUCCAUCAAACCCGGCGGGCGGCCAUCGAGGGGCUGGUGUCGACCGAGCGCUGGGCCGUUUGUGAUGUGCCGCGCGAAUUCCAGGCCCUGGUGGAUCAGAUCACCGCGCGCCCUGGGCGCGGGCUCUUUGCCCAGCUGCCGGGCUUGAGCGAGGGCCAGCCCGCGACGGAGGUGGCCGUGGCGGCCACGCCUGCCCCGGCGUCCGGCGGCUCGGCCGACGGCCCGCCGGCCGAUGACGAUCCGGAGAUGUCCUUCGACUCGCUGUCGGCCUCGCACUCGACCGGGCAGUCGCCGAGUGUGCCGCUGUCCAUCCAGUCCUCGGGCGAGACGUUCUAUGCGGUGCCGGCCUUGCUCAUGACCAUUCGCUAUUUGCACGAGUAUCUGCAGACCUUCUAUGUCAUCGAGACCGGCCUCCUUGAGACCACAUCGCGUGCGGCCAACCUCAUCAGCACUUUUGACCAGGCCGCCUCCCAGGCAGUCCUCAACUCCGGAGCCAUGAAGUCCGCCGGGCUGCAAAAAAUCACCAUCAACGAACUGGCCCUCUCGCACAAUGCCAUCUCCAUCCUGGUGUGCCUGUGUACAGCCAUCCAGGAGCAUCUGCUCUUCCUGUUGACCAACCCGAUUCGCGGCCCGACGUCGCAGGGCGCCGGGGCCGGCGACCGCCGGCGGGACAACCUGGCCGAGGCCCUGGCAGCGCAAUUUGAGCCGGUGCAUCGGAAGCUUCGCCAACACCGCGCCAACCUCGAGGAGAAGAUGGUCUCGGUGCUGGAUGUUCGCGCACAGCUGCACUUCCGCAACCUCCGCAUGGAAUUGGUAUCUGGCCCGGGAGCCCGCCGGGCCGACGCCGCGCGCGGCCCCUCCGAGCAUGCCAAGCGCCUGGUCAAGGAGCUGACCACCCUCCGGCGCGUGCUCAUCCGGUACAUCCGCCAGCCGUCCCUCCUGGCCAAACUCCUGGAAAUGGCCGGGCAAUCGAUCGCCGCGCGCUUCCACACGGAGCUGCUUGCCCUGCUGACGGCUGAUGCCACGCAGCAGGGCGGCGCCGUGGGGUCCCCGAUGCCAGGGGCCCCCCUCGGGGGCGGGUCCGGUGCCUCCGGGCCCGGGGCCGGCCCCGGCGGUGUGGCUGCCCUUACGGCCUCGCAGCUGGCCCUCCUCCGGCAGGAUGCCUCGCUGAAUGCCCUCACCACCGACGCGGAGUACAUUCAGACCUGCUUCUCGCGCUUCGGCAUCUUGGCCGUGUUGGCGGAGACACUGCCCUCCUCCCCACGACCUGGCCGGGGCGGCGGCCCGGGCGACUCGCCGGCCGUGCGUGCCCCGCCCUCGGUGCCGCCCUCCGCCCCGCCGUCCCUGCCCUCCUCGACCGUGGCAUCGCCCUUCCUGGGCCCGGGGGUCGCCGGGGCCGGGCCACAAGCCUCGCCCAGCACCUCGCGCCUGCGCGACGCCGGGGCGUUCCUCUUCAGCAUGGCCAUGGGGAAGCGCCAGUAAGUGCCCUGGCAUCCUCCAGCUGUCCCCCCCCCCCCCCCCCC